CACAGCCAAGAAGCAACAGCGGCAACAUACGCUGCCGGCCAACGUAAAAGACACGCAGUUAGUCAGCCUUGCACAAAACAGGCUUAAGGAGGAACAUUACUUAGUCAUUUGGGGGAGAGUAAAGCAAGGCAGUUCAUCCAGAAGUUUUGCAAAGAAGUGGUUCUCGUGUGUUUAAAGCCGAUUUAAUUUGUUGUAACAAUCGUGAAGUAUAGCACAAGUAUCUUGUGCCGCGUUUUGAACUUGCUACAAACUCCAAAAUGGCAUCUAAGGGCGGCGAGGUGGAUCCAAAUGCUAACAAACUCAGACAAACCCAGGCUCAAGUUAACGAGGUCGUCGGAAUCAUGCGAACAAACGUUGAAAAGGUGCUUGAAAGGGACCAGAAACUCUCAGACCUGGGCGACCGCGCGUUCGCUCUCCAAAACGACGCCUCACAAUUCGAGCAGAGUUCGCGAAAACUUAAACGUUGCUAUUGGUGGCAAAACACCAAAAUGAAUAUCAUCAUUGGCACUGUUGUCGGAAUCAUUCUUAUCAUUGUACUUAUCAAAAUUUUCCACUGAAAGUUCAAACCAUGUAUUAAACCAUGUAUUAGGACAUUAAACAGCAAACAGCUAGGUCCAGAAGACAUAACGAUGUCACGAAACAAAGAAGGACCGAUCUUCUCUGAUUUACUGACAGUCUUGGACAAGGCUGACAUUUCAUGGGCUGCUUUUAUUUCCGUUGGGAUGGACGUCUACUUCCUUACUUCCUAGAUGACAGAACGGAGACAUAUUUUUAAACCUCGGGUAUACACCAACAAUGAUACAUAUAAGUGGAAACUGUGCUUUUGCUUUCGAUGUGCCUGUAACUAAGGUGUUUUUUUAUACAGCGUUGACUUACAUAAACGUACAUAGACAUAUAUACCGAAUCGCAUAUGACACAUAUGAGCACCAAACUUUUUGUUUUUAUAUAGGCAUGGAUACUGACACAACUACACAGAUCAGAAGUAAAAAACUAAUCGAUGCAAACGUUAAUUGCUGCACGAUAAGCAGUUAUGUUGUACCGAACUUAUUAAUGCAUCCUUCAAGAGCUACUCCGCAACAAGUGACUCGAGCAUUGGAAAUGGGUGCGACUCGGUACUAUGUGAGAAUGAAGAAAUAAAACCGUUAAGACGUAUAUACGAACGACAAAUGGCUUUAGAUUGGUCGACGUAUAUCGUUCCGUUCGAUAGCACAGCAUAGCAUGUAGCAACCCUCUCGCAUUCUAUUAUAUUGCAUGCGACACACUUUCUUCAUAAUAAAUAUUGGGGUUGUGACCACGACAUAUUGGUGCUAUUUGCCUUCCAGCUGCGAUGUUUCGGAUACUGUAGGGUAAUGCGUCAGCCGCUAGAUGGCAAACUACAUUUGGCAAAUUGUAGAGCUCGGAGAUUCACCGUAUCAUCGAUAAGCGGCUAUAAAAUUUAACACGUUAGACAAGUUAAGGGGUGUCAAAGUUUAACCAAGCAAUAUCAAAUUAAAUAAAUGGUGAUAUACAACA
Messenger RNA from Varroa destructor (honeybee mite), 1512 nucleotides. RefSeq names its product vesicle-associated membrane protein 1-like. Gene Ontology annotation, cellular component: membrane. Lineage: Eukaryota; Metazoa; Arthropoda; Arachnida; Mesostigmata; Varroidae. Gene Ontology annotation, biological process: vesicle-mediated transport. The record is from RefSeq and is a predicted model, not a curated record.